AUGGAUAAAUUAAGACAAACUCCAGCUGAGUUGCAAUUCGUUCCGGGCGAUGGUGAUUUGUCUGAGCGGUGGAAAAGAUGGAUACAAACAGUUAAUUUAUACAUGGAUGUCUGCAUGAAAGACGCAUCUGAGAAAGAGAGAUGCAGCGCUUUCUUAUAUAUCAUUGGUCAAGAUGGCAGAGAUAUCCACAACACAUUUGAUUUCGAGACAAGCGAAGUAGACAAAAUAAAACCGUUAAUACAAAAGUUUGAAGAUUAUUGCAUACCGAAGCAGAACACAACAAUACAGCGAUACAAAUUUAAUAAACGCGUGCAAGGCGAAACCGAAUCAGUUGACCAAUAUGUUACGUAA
Messenger RNA from Paramuricea clavata, 351 nucleotides. NCBI's taxonomy places the organism in Eukaryota, Metazoa, Cnidaria, Anthozoa, Malacalcyonacea, Plexauridae. The record is from the annotation of a GenBank genome assembly.